Leishmania mexicana MHOM/GT/2001/U1103 is the source of this 1416-nucleotide messenger RNA. RefSeq lists its product as hypothetical. The record is from RefSeq and is a predicted model, not a curated record. Gene Ontology annotation, molecular function: nucleic acid binding. Lineage: Eukaryota; Euglenozoa; Kinetoplastea; Trypanosomatida; Trypanosomatidae. Bases 1 to 1416 code for a protein of 471 amino acids. The transcript has a single exon.
AUGGGUUUGAGCUGCGCGCUGACGAGCGGCAUCUCGCUUUGUUGCUUCUCGAACACGCCUGCUCGACUCAGCUGUGGCGCUGGUAUUCUGCAUCGUUCUAAGCUGUGUCUCGGUGGUUUUGGGGAGCCUGCGCAAGGCAGGCCGCACAGUGCGAACCACGGUGCUGUGCGUCUGCACGGAACCGUAACUGCCUUCAAGCACCGCCGCGGCUACGGCUUUGUGCUGGCGGAGGGGAUUGCCGCAUCUGCACCCCCUCUCAAGCAUAGAUACGUCGCUCUCGAUACUCAUGCCGCGGCUGCUGGCAACGAUGGCAUCCAGCCGGCGCGGGAGGAGGCGUGCAACGACCUGCACAGGUCCUUUUUUUUCACUCGCAGCGCACUACUGGGCGGCUUUUACGUUACGGAGGGAGAGCGGGUUUCGUUCGCGGUAGUUCCGGUGUCCCCGAGGAGAGGAAUCAAUCGCCGAGUAGCGGGAGACUCGCCAAGCAGCCGUAAAGACGACGGUGACCACGCUACCUUAGCCGCCGCCGAGACGGCAGAGUUCUCGCUGGGCAGCGCAGAAGGGGAGUUGGAGGAAGACGGCAGCGCAGCCACGAGCGAUACCCAAUCCCAGCCGCAUCGCAUCGCCGUCAGCUUAAGAUACUACGACCCUACAACAGGAAAGGAAACACCGAUAUCCCCGCUGAUGCUCUACGGGAAAAUUGUAGAGUGGCAUGCAGCGGAGGGUGUCGGCGUGAUUGCGGAGCUGGACACGCGUCGGCAGUACCACGAAGAUGCACCGCGCUUUCCCUUUUCGAUGGAGAGCGUGGAUCUCACCUUUGGCACAGAGUUGCGUCCCGGCCGCUACGUACGCUUCUGCCUGGAGCCUGCCACUCCCGCGCAGAGUGUCGGCGGCGAAGACACCGUCCUCGCAGUGACGCCCACAAGUGGUGCGGAGGCCGCUGCCGACGUCGACGAAGGUGUGGCGCUCGUGGCGCAGCGCGUCAUCAUCGAUUCCACGAUGGAGCGUCGCAAGGGCGCCUUUGGCCGCCCGCUCGUCCUGGCCGACGCAGCGCCGGGCACCAUGACGAGCGAGUCCCGGUUCUCCGGCGUGGUACGGGAGGUGAGGGUGGAUCACUUCGGCUUCAUCCAGGACGACCUCAGCGGCGAGUCCAUCUUCUUCCACUUAUCAAACGCGUCUUCGAGGGUGAGGGCGGGCGACCGGGUUACGUAUCUGCUUCGCGAGGUGAAUCAUGGCAAGCACGCCGGCAAGAAGGCGUGCUACGACGUCCUCGUUGAUCAGACGACGACGAGCCGUGCACCCGACGCAGCCAGCGAUGGCGGGGCGGCUGCGGGUGGGCAUCAUCAGAAACACGCGGCAGAACGCCGCUCCAAGACGGCGGGCGAUGCGGGUGACUUGGACUUCGAACUCCUUUAG